AUGAGCAGGGUAGAUAUGCUGACAAGGAAACUUCUUAGAGAUUGGAAACAGCUCAUGCGUCAAGAACGAGCUUCUACUUACCAUUUGAGACCACAGGACUCCAAUUUGCACGUUUGGCAUUUGGUUAUUACAGACCCGAUCACACACAAUGAACAGUAUAUCAUGCUUUACAUAUACGGCAACGAGAUGGAUCCAGCUAUCAUAAUGAGGUGCUUGACACCCAAUAUACUGUUUCCUAUAAACAGAAACGUCUCUUUAUCUCAUUGGAAUUUUAUUCUGAAUGAAAACGGGUUUCAUGGUCUGAUACAAAAGAUAUGGCGUUCUUUCUUUUACGAGUCAGAGGCACCAUCAUCAUAUCUGUCCAAUUUUAGACUACUGCGAGCUUGGAACCGUAUUAUGUAUAGGGAAUUUAAAAAACUGUUUCCUGAAUUAAUCGGCUCUUUACAACAAGGUGAUUAUGAAAUGGUAAGGACAUUAGCUAAGAAGAUUAAUGAUAACAACCACAAUACUAAGACCCAGGAUUACAAUGCAUAUUCAAAUGAUAUAUCAAAUGUAGCUAAUCAAUGCUCUUCAGAGUAUUUGGUGGCCUGUGAUACCAUAAUUCCGAAUGAUGAUCGACCUUCCAUGAAAAGGACGUCGUCCAAUAUAUCUCAAGAAGGCCUCAUCAAUGAUAAUAACGAAAUAAUAGAUGAAGCACGACCACCGCAGAAAAAAAGGACCAAAAACCACAAGUAG
Messenger RNA from Naumovozyma castellii, 735 nucleotides. RefSeq names its product Ubs1p (gene UBS1). Bases 1 to 735 code for a protein of 244 amino acids. The transcript has a single exon. NCBI's taxonomy places the organism in Eukaryota, Fungi, Ascomycota, Saccharomycetes, Saccharomycetales, Saccharomycetaceae. The record is from RefSeq and is a predicted model, not a curated record.